Molecule: messenger RNA, 1943 nt
Organism: Aethina tumida (small hive beetle)
Lineage: Eukaryota; Metazoa; Arthropoda; Insecta; Coleoptera; Nitidulidae
Product: galactosylgalactosylxylosylprotein 3-beta-glucuronosyltransferase P
Exons: 5
Coding region: 296-1270 (324 amino acids)
Biological process (GO): carbohydrate metabolic process; chondroitin sulfate proteoglycan biosynthetic process
Cellular component (GO): Golgi membrane
Molecular function (GO): galactosylgalactosylxylosylprotein 3-beta-glucuronosyltransferase activity
Source: RefSeq, a predicted model, not a curated record
AACCCAAUACAAUCGCAAAACAUCGGUGCGUGUGAAUUGCGACAGUACAUAUCAAGUCGGCAAGAUAUUUUCAUUCCGGCAAGCUGCAGUGCAACCGAUCAUUUCGGGAGGAAAAAAAAAUUCCAAAUUGAAAAAUACGCAGUGUCCUUAGAAGAUAAUACCGUUAAAUGAAUUGUUGAUGGUAUUAUUAACAUAAUUAUUUAGAAAUAGUAAUAAUGUUGAUUAUUUAUCUCGAAGGAAGACAUACCCUUAAAAGUGUUUCGCAUAAAGAUCAUAUCGAAAGAGAAAGAUAGCUAUGUUCAGGAACUCUUGCUUGUUAUGUACCAUCAAUACCAUUGUCAUAAUAUGCAUAAUCUGUAUAACAUUAUUUCACAUAAAUGUUUCCACGAGAAACAGCAACCCCACGUAUCGUGAUAUUGACCGGGAGAACAUUUAUAGAGACAACAUUCAAAACAUCGAAAGUAAGAGAGAAAAGAUAGACACCAACGUACGAAUAAACGAGUGUUUAAACGAUGGUUCUGAAAAUUUACCACCCUUAUAUGUUAUAACACCGACCUACAGGAGAUCUGAACAGUUAGCUGAAUUAACUAGAUUAUCGAACACAUUAAUGUUAGUACCCAACUUACAUUGGUUAGUGAUAGAAGAUGCCUAUAAAACAAAUGAUCUCAUAACUGAAUUAUUAGAGAGGACUGGUAUUAAAUAUGAAUAUUUAACAGCACCAAUGCCGGAGCAAUACAAAAAGAAAAAGGGAACGAAACCCAGGGGCGUGUCCAACAGGAACAAAGGCCUGGACUGGAUAAGGGAGAACGCGAAGACCGGCGUCUUCUACUUCGCCGACGACGACAACAGCUACGACCUGCAACUGUUCAGGGAGAUACGGUAUACGAAAAGGGUGUCGAUGUUCCCGGUGGGUCUGGUGACAAAAUUCGGCGUCAGCACGCCAGUAAUCAGGAACGGUCAGUUCAUCGAAUUCUACGACGGAUGGUUGGGCGGAAGGAAGUUUCCAGUCGAUAUGGCGGGUUUUGCGGUUUCAGUUCAAUUUUUGUUGGAACGUCCACAAGCCUCGAUGCCUUACACGCCUGGAUUUGAAGAGGAUGGUUUCUUGAAGAGUCUCAAGCCAUUUGAACCGAAGGAAAUUGAAUUUAUGGCUUCUAAUUGCACUAAGAUAUAUGUCUGGCACACACAAACAAAGAAAAAUGAACCGUCAUCACCUCUAGCCGAUAAAUUUAAUAAUACAAACGUGUAUUUGCUCAAGCAAAUUUUAGUUUAGUCAGGGUGUUAAAUUGACUGCAAUUGAUUGACAUCCAUUAACAUAUCCUAUACUAUAUCAUUAUUUUUACAAUGUCCAGAGAAAAGCGUACAAAUCAUUUGACUUGUUUAUGAAUACUGUCCAAAAUCUCUGUUAAAAAAAGGACAUGCAAUUAAUAGAUUGUAUGUAUUGUACAUAAUUUUUGGCAAUCAUGUCAAGUUCCUUGUAGUCAUAACAGAGAUGUUGGUUUUAAAAAAAUUGGGACAAUUGUAGACUCCUCACUAAAAAUCCAUCGAACCCUCGUUAUACAAAACUUUGCAUCAUAGUGAUUAGGGAAGCAAGUUCAUAUUUUAAAACUUAAUCAUUAAACAUACCCCCUUUUCCCACUGAAUUAUUUACCCGCCGAAUAAACUAAUCAUACUAAUUUUUUACAAAACUUCCAAAAGAUUAGUUUUGAGGGAGUGUAGAAACUUUUUUAGUGCGGAAUCUUUUAAUUUAGUUCGUUAUGAAUGUUUAUUUAAAUAAAACUUGUGAUAUUUUUAUAAUAAAUAUUUGUUGCAACCAUAUCCCAUUAAUUUAUACAUAAAUAAUUUAUUCAAGAAUGGGCUGUGUGUUUUUUACAUACACUAUCUUAGGUAUUAUUGUAAUAUACACAAUCAUGUAACUUAUGAAUAAAGCAUAUAUUUAUCUCAUA